AUGGCUUGUCUCUUGUAGCGCUCUCGAUGGCCUCAUCGGGGCGAGACUUCGAUCCACGCACCCGGGCCUUCUCCGACGAGGAGCUCAAACCCCAACCGAUGAUCAAGAAAUCACGGAAGCAGUUCGUUCCGGAUGACCUGAAGGAUGACAAAUACUGGGCGCGUCGUAGGAAGAAUAACAUGGCAGCGAAACGAUCACGGGACGCACGUCGCAUGAAGGAGAACCAGAUCGCUCUCAGGGCCGGCUUCCUCGAGAAAGAAAACAUGGGCCUACGGCAGGAACUGGACCGGUUAAAGAACGAGAACAUGCUGCUGCGCGACAAGCUGAGUAAAUAUACGGACGUCUAACAGUGCGCCGGGCAAGCAACAGCUCGUCGUGGUAUUAAAAAAGAUGCAGACACGAGCGUUUGUUGUGCCAGCUCCUCCCACACUUUAUAGUCGCAGCACUUAGGUUUUUCGCCAGUCCGGAUGACAGAAGAAAUGCUAAAGAAAACAAAAAAAAAGGAAAAGUCAGAAAAAAAUGAAGAUGACGAAGAAAAGAAAGAAGAAGAAUAAGAAGAAGAAGGAAAGGAAGGAGCGCGCCGAAUCACAAGACCAUCCUCGACAAAAUUUCACUUUCCUAGAGGAUCUCCCCCCAUCUACCAUCCUCCUUGAAGAUAUAUCCUUGAACGAACUUCUGCUAAUUCAUCCGCCUUUUCCCUCUUCUUUAUCCCCCCUCACACGCUCAUGCAUACACAAUAAACGUAUACACAUACACAUUAUACCUUUUUCCCUCAUCCCCUUGAUCCUACUCUCUCUCUCUCUCUCUCUCUCUCUCUCUCUCCC
This is a messenger RNA of Habropoda laboriosa, 824 nucleotides long. Its product is annotated as hepatic leukemia factor-like. Gene Ontology annotation, biological process: regulation of transcription by RNA polymerase II. The transcript has 3 exons. Gene Ontology annotation, cellular component: nucleus. Gene Ontology annotation, molecular function: DNA-binding transcription factor activity, RNA polymerase II-specific; RNA polymerase II cis-regulatory region sequence-specific DNA binding. The record is from RefSeq and is a predicted model, not a curated record. Lineage: Eukaryota; Metazoa; Arthropoda; Insecta; Hymenoptera; Apidae. The coding region runs from base 27 to 347 and encodes 106 amino acids.